GUUCGUCAGCUGUUAAAUGUUGGAAAUGGCGUUUUUAUCGGGCAGCGAUUAUAAAAAGAAGUGUUUUGCUCCGGUCAGUCAAAGACAUUCGUUUCAGUAGUGGGUCUACUGCUUAGCAGUUCGCAGGUCGACGACUUUAUGCCGACGUGUGAGCGUUUUCAGCGAAGACAGCAUUAUGAAGUUGUCUCAGAAGGCAUUAGGCAACAUCCACAAGAUGCUGGACUUUUAUUCACAGUUCAACCCGUCUCCGUUAUCUAUUAAGCAAUUCAUCGAUUUUGUCGUGGGUUGUGAGCACUCUCUGCCGUGCACGUGUCCCGAGCUCGGCUGGAAGACCGCGGCACGGCUGAACGCGUGCGAGCGCAAGUCGUUCAUCUUCCUGCGCAAGGAGCUGCCGGUGCGGCUGGCCAACAUCAUGAAGGAGAUCCACCUUCUGCCGGACACGCUGCUGCGCAUGCCCUCCGUGGGGCUCGUCAACAACUGGUACAUGCGCAGCUUCGACGAGAUCCUCGAGUUCGAGAAGGCCGAGGUGAACGACACCACGCUGCACAGGUUCUGCGAGUCGCUGGUGAAGAUACGCAACCGCCACACGGACGUGAUCCCCACCAUGGCGCAGGGCGUGCUGGAGCUGAAGGAGUCGCACGAGGUCAACCAGCAGACGGAGGGCAGCAUCCAGUACUUCCUGGACCGCUUCUACAUGUCGCGCAUCAGCAUCCGCAUGCUCAUCAACCAGCACACUCUGCUGUUCGGCAAGAAGAUCAGCAACAGCAACAGCCGCCACAUCGGCAGCAUCGACCCGCAGUGCGACGUGCUGGACGUGGUGCAGGAUGCCUACGAGAACGCCAGGUUCCUGUGCGACCAGUACUACUUGUCGUCGCCCGAGCUGGUAGUCCAGCAGCACGCAGACGGUGACUCCGACCCCGCGUCUCCCAUACGCAUCGUGUACGUGCCGUCGCAUCUGUACCACAUCCUGUUCGAGCUGUUCAAGAACUCAAUGCGAGCCGUGAUGGAGUACCACAGCGCCACGGAGCAGUACCCGGCCAUCGAGGUGCGCCUGGUGAAGGGCAAGGAGGACAUCUGCGUCAAGGUGUCGGACCGCGGGGGCGGCAUACCGCGCAGCCACACGGACCAGCUGUUCAACUACAUGUUCUCCACGGCGCCGCAGCCGCCCAAGACUGACAGCCACACCGUCCCGCUCGCCGGCUACGGGUAUGGCUUGCCGAUCGCACGCGUGUAUGCGCGGUAUCUGCACGGCGACCUUGCCCUCUUGUCGUGCGAAGGCUACGGGACGGACUGUAUCGUCUACCUGAAGGCGCUGUCGAACGAGGCCAACGAGCUGCUCCCCAUCUUCAACAAGGCGUCGAGCCGGUUCUACCGCACGCCUGUGCAGACGGGCGACUGGAGCCACGCCACCACCAUGGGCGCGCGCCACGCGUCCGUGUCGAUGCCGCGCAAGCACUCCCUCUCCUCGCCCCUGACCCAGCAGCACCUGCAGUGCUAGCCUCGCUGGCUGGCCGACCCCCGAGAGAGCGAGACCGCCGACUGAGCGCACUUCCCCUCUGCCCACGACUGUCGCGCGUUCUCUGCAGCGCCGUGGCAGAAAAUACUACAGUUAAAUUUAUGUUUGAUGUAGCGCACUGUUUAAAUAUUACCAUCCGUGAACCGUAUAAUAUAUAUACAUAACACUCAGAGGGCCAACUACACACUUUGUGCCGCAUAAUUGUGACAGUUCUGGCAAACAAGCCGUUAACUCCUGGAAAUACAAAUUUCUCUCCCCCACAGCUUGUGUGCGCUCUAACGCCCCUCCCUCCCUCCUGCCGCCCGGGCCUCCUCUGUUUCCCGUGUCCGGGUGGGCGUGUUGUUGUGUCGGGUGACUUGAGAUGGCUGAUGUACGCGUUAUGUUCUUAAAAUAUUAGUUCAUGCAAAACAAAAAAAAAAUAAGCUCAAUUUCAUGUUCUCUCGUGGUUACAGUUGUGUUGCCUUCACCACCAGGAAACAGUGUGUUACAGGCGUUUAUGAGCAUUCAUUGGCUAGAGUCUGCCACAUCGACCUAGUUGUGUGACCAAGUUUAGCCGAGCAUUGUCUUUGAAUGCUUAAAGAGCACUAGACAAGAGUACAGUUCUUUAAAAAAAAAAAAAAUUAUAACAUUGGGGGUGUUUGUAAGUGAUGCUAUAUGUAUAUGAUGAUAAAGAUUAAUGUGUGAGGACCACAUUCUGGUGUAUCCGAUUGAGUUACGAAAUUCCUUCCUUCCCAAGUAAUACUCGUUCAUACCGUGUACAUUUCCGUUAAAUUGUGUCACUCUUGAAAAACUGUAGAAAAAUAUAUAUACUAUAUUCAUCUAUCCUUGGGUUGGUGUUGGCACGCGUAUAGUAGUCGUGUAGCUCCACAGUCACGCUACUUGACCGGAAUAAAAGCGAUCCCAGUUUCCGUCUUCGAGACUAUUUUCCCGACCAACAUAAUGUGUGCUAGCGCUCUGAGUACCCGCAGCUUGGUACAUUCUGAAGUCUCAUAGAAGUAUAUCUCAUGGUUAUUGUGUUGCAGUCGAGUUCUCUUACAUGGUAACUAGCCAGCCACCGGUGGCUCACUCACGUCUUUGAAUAUAUAUACUGUAUAGAAGUCGCCAGCCCAGGUUAAAAUUUCUAAUACGGUUUGACGUAGUUGGUUAAUUCACCGCCGCAAUCGCCACCAUCUCUAGGGCAUCGACUUGUGGUGGUCCCUAGUGGACAAGUGUCGAACUCUUCAAACACCCCUUCCCCCUCCUGUUGAACGAACUCGAGCUGCAGUGAAUGAUGGAUGAGGGGUGCGGGGAAUGACAGCAGGCUACAGUGCUGCGCCCUAAAGGGUAAAUAACAACCUAAGACGAUACAGGGCGUUACGGCAGCGCACUGCAGCGGUGAAGUUCCCAAGCUGCUCAUCAUACGCUUCUGAAAAACGUAGAGUAAAUCCUAUCCGCUCGCGACUUGUAUACAGUAUAUAUAUUCAAAGCUCACGCACUGCAGAUAUUGUAAAAAUUGUAAGAAAAUACCUAUGUCAUAAAUUACAAACAUAGUUAAGUAAAACAUUAGACCUAAAAAAAGUUUGGUCUUUAUAAGGAGUCAUUCACCAAAAAACCUGGAACCAUUCAGGGUUGGAAUUUUUAAAUCGGUAGUGUUAGUUAGUUAGUAUAUAAAACUGUAUAUAUUUGUAAUAAAGAGAAAAGCUGCAACUUUUUUUUUAAAACCCAUUUUAACCUCAAUAAAAUCCCACCACUUUUCGCUCCAUUAGGGAGUAAAUCUUAAAAAUUUGUAAUGUACGUGCUUCUUUUUUUAAAAAAAUGUAGAUUAUACCAACUUUUGUAUUUUCUUUUUAUUUGGAUUUGAUCACGUGCAAAGCCUAAUAAAAUAAUACUUCUUUAUUUUAAACCUCAUUAAAAAAUUGUAUAACACUUGCACUCUUAAUUUUUAUGUAGGUAAAAACCAAUUAAAAUUUUUAAUCUUCCAUAUCAUUUAGUACGUAGACAUGUUAAGACUUAUUGAAGCAAGCUUAAAAAAGUACAGCUCCCUUUUUCACAAGCAUGCAAUAAAAAAACAGUUUUUUCUUUAACUUAAGUGUAAAAAAAUUAUUUUUAAUAUCCACAUAGCCAUAGUGGAUUUGGUUAAAUCCAUUGCCCUGAUCAGACUAAACUUAUACCGUCUUUACCACCUCACAGGUAAAAUCUCAAAACCACUGAUAAUAAAAUUUUCAUUUACUUUUAAUUAAUACUAGGAAAUUUUUAAAUUUGGCAUUACUUAAGAAGAUUAUGAAACCACAUCUACUCACAUUUUAAAUAAUUGUAAAUGGAGAUUAAAAAAUUGUAAAACAUAGAAUAGAUUGCUUCUUCUUUUUUUAUUAAAAAAAAAAAAGGAUUUAGUAGUUUUGUUGUGUAAAUUAUUCAUACCCAAUGGCCAAUAUCUUUACUUCUGAUUGAUUAGCUUUGGUAAUAUAAUAAAUUAUUGUAAAGCCUUAUUUACACCUGUUUUUCCUCCGUACUGGUGGAAUUAUUGGAUUAUGUAUGGUUUAAUGUUUAGGUUAGCCAAAGAAAUUACUAUGUAUUGAAAAGGUUGGAGUAAACAGGCAAGAAUUUAAAAUUUGGUGUAUUUGAGUUUUAUAUAAUGUAAAUAGCCAUUCAUAAUUUCAUCCAAUGUACAGACUUUUUACCCCGAACAGUUUUAUUAUUAGUGUUGCAUAUGACUUUCGUCAACCAGACAUCAUGGUGGUUGUAUAUAUCUAUUAUGUUUAAGUUUUUUUUUUGCAUUUAAGAAUGUUUUUACCCUUAUUUUUAAGCUUUGUUUGAGUGAUCUUAUUACAAACUUGAUUUCUUUUUUUAAUUAAUUUCUGUGUCUGUGUAACAUUGCAGAAAGCCUGAAAAAUAAAAAUUCAGUAUCUUCUCAGUUUGUGUGAACAAGUGGCUUGUACCUGCUUGAACGAUGCAAACAGGAUUAGUUGAACGGUCACCGAGUGUUUGACACUGUUCGUUUGUUUUGUGGUGUUCAGCACGUAUUGCUAAUUCACCAUUUUCACUUGAUGCUUGUCCAUCGACAGGGAGAAGUAACGUGCGAAACACCAUCUUGUAUGUAGAGCUCUGCAGUCGCAAAGGUGAAGAUGUGCAUGAAGUGUGUAAAGUGUGUUUCCUUGCCUGUCAAAGGACACAACAGACCUUGUAACUCACCAUGCAGUAGGUUCAAAACCUGAACUAGUAGGGCAUGUACAACUAAAUAAAUUCCAUAUCAGUAUUAAGAUGUGGCCUAAAAUGUUUGAAAGCUUUCUUGAUUGUAACUCCAUGUUUUAACCUUUGUAUGUCCAACCAUCUAUUCAUGCUGUGGAUAUAAUUGAGUGAUUUAAGGACAUUUGUGGAAAAAAAAAAAAAAAAAAAAAUUAUCCAAUCAUGAAUGAACUGUAAUAACCUUAGUAGCCAUAAUAUGACAGUUGUAAUAAUCUGUACAUAUAUGACGUGAUCCUGAAGAUGUCUGUGAUGUGACGGUGCAUGUAGCGAUUCAUUAUGUGCAAGUGUGUAUGCUCGUGUAAUGAGAACGUGUUUAUUUUAUUUCACAAUUUUGUAUUGUGUCUUUAUGUAUAAGUGUAUAUUUCUUUAUGUGUACAGAGAAAAUAAAUGCAUGUAAAUGUGGUAUCAUAAAAAAUGGAUUUGCUAUACAAUGAUAUUAUUAUUUGUUUUAAAUUAUUUUGACUUGUUGAAGAGAAAUUCCUAAAAUAAAAUAAAAAUGAUUGUUUAUUUAUAUAUAUAUAUAUAUACUCAAAAAUUUCUUAAAGAUUUUCAACACUAUAACAUUAUGUGUAUGUUUGAAUGAAGUACAAAAUUAUUCAAACUAAUAGGUAACAUCUUAAAAGGGUUUUACUAUGCAAAUAAAGAUAAUAAUGAGCUAAUUAAAAUGUUUUUUGGCUGGUGAAAAUUGUUCUUGUUUAGUGAUGAGUGGUGUAUAAGAGCGUAGAAUAACUGUCCAGUACCUAUUUGAGGAUGUUAGCCACCUAUUUAUAAUAAUGGAUUUAUUAUUUAUGUUCAGUGAAAAAUAUCUCAAUUUUCUCAGUUCCAUUGCAUGAGAGUCCAUUGGCUCAUAAAACACGCUCUUUGCAGAAGUCUCUACUCAAUUGAUGUUGAUAGUCCUGAGAUAGGCUUGUUUAAGAAUGCUGCUUAUUCUAUCUUUACAGUUCGAUGUAUUUACCUGAUUUGCAUGUUGCAAGAGGUCAGAAAAGAUGUUUCAAAACAAGGGAAAUACUGUAAAUGGAAGUGUAAAUAGAAGCAAAUUAGUAGUGCAUGUUAGAAGGGAUAGAAUGAAAUGUGUGCAGAAUAUAAGAAAACUGUGAAACUAAGGUUACAUCUGCAAUGUGGGUUUUUUAAACUGUAAUAGAUUUUAUGAUUUUCUUUUAAUGUAUAAAACAUGUGGAUUUGCAAGUAUUUAUGACUGUUAUGCGGAAUAAAAUUUGUAUUAACAUGAUCCAGGCAUUUAUUGCUUGCAAAAUUAUUUUUCUCGUAAAGUUAAUACUACAAUAAAGUUUUGUGCAAAAUACGUAAAAUAUCUUAAAAAAAAUUAUUCCAUAAUAUUUAAAUAUUACAACACACUGUUGACAAGCCAUUAUUUUAUACCAAAUUUCCCUGUUAUUUCACUUCAGCAUUUUAAUUAUUGUUGCUUGAUGUUGGUUAACAUCAGUGUGUUUCACAGUUACAUGCCAUUAACAGUUGUACGAACAAUGUAGAUUAGGUAAUUCAUUAUCGUUUUGCACUAGAGACUAGAGUGUAUGAUUAUGGCUAUGGACUGACUUCAGAUAUUUGACCUAUUAAAUAUAGAAAAUAUAAUGUAAAUGGCUGAACCCAGCUUAUAUAAACAAAUAAUUUAUGGGCGAAUCACAGAAUCUAGUUUAAACCAAGGAUAAAAUUGCAGGUUCUAUUGCUUACACAUAUUUUAUUUUUAACAGUAUAACAGAAGGAGAUCCAUCUUGCCAGAGCAUGUGUGUGGGUGUAUCAGUGUUGUUGGUUCAUAGGCAUGCUGGUCUAAAAGGUAACGGUUGUUGGAUAUAUGCGCAUGUAAUAGACGUGCCACAAAUAAUGAAUGAUACUGCAAAGUGUUUACAUUCGUCAGACACGACAGUAACAACAAGUGUAUUAAAAACAAUAUUUUCAAAUGCAGUUUGUAAUUUUGUAGACUUAAAAUGAAUGUUUGCUGUCGAACAGCAAUAGAGUCAAAGACUGGAUGUUCCUAGGGAAUGUACCACUUUAUAGUUACGUGUUCACAUGAAAAAUAAAAUUCAUGUUCCAAA
This is a messenger RNA of Bacillus rossius redtenbacheri, 6786 nucleotides long. It is a transcript of the gene Pdk, whose product is annotated as pyruvate dehydrogenase (acetyl-transferring) kinase, mitochondrial. The coding region runs from base 176 to 1498 and encodes 440 amino acids. NCBI's taxonomy places the organism in Eukaryota, Metazoa, Arthropoda, Insecta, Phasmatodea, Bacillidae. The record is from RefSeq and is a predicted model, not a curated record. Gene Ontology annotation, cellular component: mitochondrion. Gene Ontology annotation, biological process: regulation of glucose metabolic process; protein phosphorylation. The transcript has 9 exons. Gene Ontology annotation, molecular function: pyruvate dehydrogenase (acetyl-transferring) kinase activity.